GAGUUCCUGAGAUACCCUCCUAUCUCUCCCUCUCUUUUGCAACUCCUUCCAUUCCAUCGACUGCAUCCCCAAACCGAGCCCCCGUUAAAUUACCGCCGGACGGUCACGGCAAUACAUCGCGUGCCCGGCCGCCGCCGCCCAUCCGUCCGCCAUCUUUUUGCAUCUCCAGUCCAGCCAAGCCGACCAACUGCCGACUCGAUUGAUCCCUUCAGCUCUCCACCUCCUCAGCUCCCCGUCCUCAGCUCUGCUCCUCUCGCCCAUCCUCGUCCUUGUCCUUCCCCGGAUGGGUCUUUCUGCCUGACUCUCUUUCUCCCCCCUUGGUCGGUGUCAUGGACAAACACCGCCGUGAUGAGUCGCCUUCCGGUCUAUCAGACAUUGUCGAGCAGGAUGGUCUAUUAGGGACUGGCAUCACGUCUCGCCACCUCGAGGCCUUCGGGCGGAAAGUCACAUCGACUGCAGGCCAUUUGAUGGGACCGGCCGACGCCGCCAACGGCCACUACCACAAUGCCAUGACCGACAUCCACCGCGAACUGCGCCGCCCCAACACCCAGCGCAAAGUCUUCUCCCUGACCCAGACCACCCCGACCGACCUGGUGCGCUCCAAGCUCUCCACCACCGAAAUCCAAUCCCGGGCCAUCUCCUCCCUCCCUGACGACCUGCUCGCCAACAUCCCCGACGACUCCAGCUCCUACUCCCUCUUCCAGGGCUUCCAGGCCUCCCAGGAUGACGUCGAGUUCCGCCGUGCCCAUCGCCGCCGCGCCUCCAAGGGCAAGAAACUGCUCAAGGACAAGGACGACCCCUCCGCCCUGCCGUCCGCCCCGGCCGACCUCAAGAAGGAACGGGACCUGUUGAGCCGCCGGAUGGAACUCAUGGGCGUGCGCAAGAACAUGUGCAGCUCGGAAAUACACGACAUCGACAAAAAGAUUGCCAACCUUCACAACAUGCGCAAGAUCGUGCUGGAUCGCUUGGCCGGUCUAGAGAUGGAGGAGGCGGAGCUGGAACAUGAGCUGACCGAGAUCGAGAAUAAACUGGAGGACAUCGAGGAGGAAACACCAGAGGUGCCGCCCGCGUCGACCCCGAGAUCAUCAGAAGCCAAUGACGAUUCCAUUGUCUCGGAAGAUCCGGCCAUGGACGCUUCCUUCAUGUCGGAGUCCAUCUAUCAGAAGAUCCCGUCACCGAGGAGCGUGAAGCAACGAUCGAUAAGGAAACGAUCCAUGCCGGUUCUCCACGAACACUUCGCCCCCGGAUCCGAGAUCAAGGAGAUGCAGGCGCAUUCCGACGUGGUCACGGCCCUCGAUUUUGACUACCCGUUCGGCACCAUGAUCAGUGCCGCCCUGGACGAUACGGUACGCGUGUGGGAUCUCAACGUCGGCCGCUGUCUGGGUUUCCUGGAGGGACACAACGCCUCCGUCCGCUGUCUCCAGGUCGAGAACAACAUUGUCGCGACGGGCUCCAUGGACGCUUCGGUCAAGAUCUGGGAUCUGAGCCGGGCCCGGUUCACCACCACCCGGGACAACCGAGUCACCCGGCGCGAAGACGACGACGACGAUUACGUGCACGCCGACAGCGCCUCCAUCGCGUCCCACUCCACCACCCUCGACGACUGCUUCGCGUAUUCGCUGGACGCCCACGUCGACGAGAUCACCGCGCUGCACUUCAAGGGUGAUACCUUGGUGUCCGGCUCGGCGGACAAGACGCUGCGCCAAUGGGAUCUGGUCAAGGGGCGCUGCGUGCAGACGCUAGAUGUCCUAUGGGCCGCGGCGCAGGCCGACACGCUGGGCGGCGAGUCGACAUGGCGCCCCUCGGGACGCAUGCCGGACGCCUCGGCGGACUUUGUUGGGGCGGUGCAGUGCUUCGACGCGGCGCUGGCGUGCGGUACGGCCGACGGCAUGGUCCGUCUGUGGGAUCUCCGCAGCGGCCAGGUCCACCGGAGUCUGGUGGGCCACACGGGGCCGGUGACCUGUCUACAGUUCGACGAUGUGCAUCUGGUAACGGGCAGUCAAGACCGCAGCAUUCGGAUCUGGGAUCUCCGAACGGGCUCGAUCUUCGACGCCUACGCGUACGACCACCCCAUCACCAGCAUGAUGUUCGACACCAAGCGGAUCGUCGCGGCGGCGGGCCAAAACGUCGUCAAGGUGUACGACAAAGCGGACGGCCACCAUUGGGACUGCGGCGCAGGAGUGGGCGCCGACGAGACGGGGCCGUCGCCGUCGCUCGUCGAGCACGUCCGACUCAAGGACGGAUUCCUGGUCGAGGGCCGCAGGGACGGGAUUGUUGCGGCGUGGACCUGCUGAACGACGCGAUACGAUACGACCUACCUACCCACAUACCUACCUAUCUACCGAUGGUAGCUAGCCCUUCCCUCAUGUUUGUAUUUGUGACUGCCUGGCUGCCUCAGCGAUUGUAUAUUAUUCUUUCUUUUGGGCAAUAUAGAAGGAUGGGCGUCCGCAGAGGGCAGCCGUGUAAAUGCAUUGCGUGCGUGAUUUCUUUGUGUGUUUCAGUUGGACGGAGUAGUGGCUUGAAGCAUAAAAAAAUAGUGACAGAUAAAGAAGAGGUUGGGUGGGUGUGGUUGGAGGGCACAAAG
Molecule: messenger RNA, 2584 nt
Organism: Aspergillus heteromorphus CBS 117.55
Lineage: Eukaryota; Fungi; Ascomycota; Eurotiomycetes; Eurotiales; Aspergillaceae
Gene: mdv1
Product: WD repeat-containing protein
Exons: 5
Coding region: 330-2294 (654 amino acids)
Biological process (GO): negative regulation of transcription by RNA polymerase II
Cellular component (GO): nucleus; transcription repressor complex
Molecular function (GO): protein binding
Source: RefSeq, a predicted model, not a curated record